Messenger RNA from Etheostoma spectabile (orangethroat darter), 3446 nucleotides. RefSeq names its product zinc finger protein 665-like. Gene Ontology annotation, cellular component: nucleus. The record is from RefSeq and is a predicted model, not a curated record. The transcript is spliced from 4 exons. NCBI's taxonomy places the organism in Eukaryota, Metazoa, Chordata, Actinopteri, Perciformes, Percidae. Bases 27 to 3446 code for a protein of 1139 amino acids. Gene Ontology annotation, biological process: regulation of gene expression.
AAUACAGAGGUUUUUUUGUGAAGCACAUGAGAACGCACAUGAGAGAGACAACGUCCUCUGUCAGUGACACUCAGACACAUCACAAAACGGCAGAAGCAGAAGACACUAAAGACAAGACUGGAGACUCUUCUGAAUUUAAAAUGGACGUCAGUGAUCAUCGGACCGAACCCAGUGAACUUCAGCCAACUCUUAAAUGUAACAGGGUCCCUGUAAGCGGUAAAAGAAGUACAACUGGAAACAGGAAACAGUUCAGCUGUUCUGAGUGUGGGAAAAGAUUUAGCAACAAGACAAAUCUUAAAAUACAUAUGAUAACUCACUCAACUGACAAACCAACAGUUUGUGGUAGAAGUUUUUCUCAGAAGGGGAACUUAGUUUGUCACAUGCAACGCCACACCGGAGAGAAAAGAUACAACUGUACAGUUUGUGGGAGACGUUUUAAAUUCAAAGAAGAUUUUGGAAGACACAUGAAAAUCCACAAAACAGAGACACUGUCUACUUCCUGUGUUAGUGCCGCAAAAAAGCACCCAGAGGAGAGCUCCAGUCUGAACCAGGAAGAGCCAGAACUUAGGAACCCAGAUCCACAUUUACAACCCGAAGACAAGACUGGAGACUCUUCUAAAGUCAGCAGUGGUUCGAAAGAGAGCCAAGGACGGCAGUUUUGUGUGAUGUCUCGGAAAAAUACUGAAGUCCCAGCGGAGAAAGCACAUAGCUGCUCUUUAUGUGGCAAACGUUUUACCAAUGAGUGUACCCUGAAAGACCACAUGAUACUACACACAGACACGCCGUUCAGCUGCUCCAUUUGUGGAAAAGGUUUUUCUCAGAAGGAGACGCUAGAGCGUCACAUGCCACAUCACACCGGAGAAAACAACUACAGCUGUACAGUUUGUGGGAGACGUUUUAGAUUCCAAGGAGACGUUGGGAGACACAUGGCAGUCCACGCAAAAUACAAACCAACAGAGCAAGUCGGCAAUGAUUCGAUAGAGAGCAGAGAACCACAGUCAGCUUUAAAACAGACAGACGUCCCGGCUGAGGAUCCACUCAGCUGCUCUUUUUGUGGCAAAACCUUUACCCGUAAGUUCUGCCUGAAGGUCCACAUAAGACUACACACGGGAGAGAAACCGUUCAGUUGCUCCGUCUGCGGUAAACGCUUCGUCCAGCGCUACCACUACCUGGAACACACGAGGCUUCACACGGGAGAGGGCACGUUCGACUGCUCUCUGUGCGGGAGAAAGUUCGGACACAUGUUCCGCCUCAGAAACCACAUGACCUCUCACACGGGUGAGAAGCCGUUCAGCUGCUCCGUCUGCGGCAAAGGUUUCAGAUUCAAUGGAGAACUAAAGAGUCACGCGCUGGUUCACUCGGGGGAAAAACCCUUCAGCUGCUCCGUCUGCCUACGAGGUUUCCGUCUUAAGUUCAUGUUAACAAGUCACAUGACAAUCCACAGCGGGGAGCUCCCGUUCAGCUGCUCGUUCUGUGGGAGAAGAUUCCGGCAAAAGGGAAAUCUGAAAACACACAUGAAGAAGCACGAGACGGAAGCAGCUCCGGCUGCAGAGUUAAAGACACCGUUAGCCGGAGCUGAACAACAGAACCACCGACCGGCAGAGUCCAGCUCAGUAAGCCGAGCAGAGGCGGCCCGACCCCGGACACAGCUGCUGCUCUGUGGGGGGGUAGAACCGGAGAUGAAGCCGAGAACAACGACAGAUGUGCAGCAGCUGUUGGUGGUUAAGGAAGAGGGUCCCCCUGAGCAGCAGGAGUGUAGCUCCAGUGUGGACCAGAAGAAGCCAGAGCACCCUCCACACAUUAAAGAGGAACAGGAGGAACUGUGGAGCAGUUGGGAGGGAGAGCAGCUUCAAGGUCUGGAGGAGGCUGAUAUCACCAAGUUCCCAUUCACUCCUGUCCCUGUGAAGAGGGAAGAUGAUGACGCUUCAGAUGUUAAUCAGCUGUUGGUGGUUAAAGUAGAGUUUCCCUGUGAGCAGCAGGAGUGUAGCUCCAGUGUGGACCAGCAGAAGCCAGAAGUCCCCCCACACAUUAAAGAGGAGCAUGAGGAACUGUGGAGCAGUCAGGAGGUAGAGCAGCUUCAAGGACUGGAGGAGAAUGAUGUCACCAAGUUCUCAUUCAUUCCUGUCCCUGUGAAGAGUGAAGAUGAUAAUGAGGAAGUUCAGUCCUCACAGCUUCAUCAGAGACAAACUCAACACAUGGAAACAAAAGCUGAUGGAGAGGACUGUGGAGGACUAGAACCAGCCAGGAACUCACAUCCACUUUUACAACCAGAGACUGAAGACCAGACUGCAGACUCUUCUGAACCUGAGACUGAUGAUAGUGCUGAUUGGAAGGAGACCAGAGAACCUCAGUCAGCUUUAAAUUCUCUGAAACAUUGUAGGAAAACAUUUAGCUGCUCUGAGUGUGGUAAAAGAUUUAACCGUGAGUCACAUUUGAAGAGACACAUGAUGACUCACACAGGAGAAAAACCUUUUAGCUGCUCAGUCUGUAAUAGAUCUUUUGCACAGAGUGGAGAUUUACAGAGACACAUGAGAACUCAUACAGGCGAGACGCCUUUCAGCUGCGCUGAGUGUGGUCAUCGAUUUAAACAGAAGUCAUCCUUGAUAAGUCACAUGACACUACACACGGGAGAGAAAAGACACGGGUGCAGUGUUUGUGACAAAAGAUUUAUCUGGCAUUAUCAGCUCAGGAUUCAUAAAUGUGUUGGUCGUAAGUCCUCACAGCUUCAUAAAAGAAAAACUCAACACAUGGAAACAGAAGCUGACAGAGACAACUGUGGAGGACCAGAACCAGCCAGGAACUCACAACCAGAGACUGAAGGACAGACUGUAGACUCUUCUGAACCAGAGGCUGAUGACAGUGCUGAUUGGAAGGAGACCAGAGAACCUCAGUCAGCUUUAAACUCUCUGAAAAAAGAUUCAAGACGUAAGAAAACAUUCGGCUGCUCGGAGUGUGGGAGAAGAUUUGGCCGCAGUACACACCUAAGGAGACACAUCAAAACUCAUACGGGAGAAAAACCUUUUAGCUGCUCAGUUUGCAAGAAAUAUUUUACACAGAGUGGAAGUUUGCAGAGACACAUUAGAAUCCACACAGGAGAAAAACCUUAUUGCUGCUCAGUGUGCGGAAAAAGAUUUAUACAGAAGUCCCAGCUGACAAACCACGCGGCAGUUCACACAGGGGAGAAAAGAUACAGCUGCAGUUUUUGUGAUAAAAGAUUUGCCUGGCCAGAAAAGGUCAAAAGACAUAAAUGUGUCGGUCGUCAGUUACAUCAGAGUCAAACUGAGGAGAAGAGAGAGGCAGACAAAGCCAGGAACUCACAUUCACCACCAGUUUUACAACCAGAGACAGAAGACCAGACCAGAGACAUUUCUGAACCUGAGAUGUAUGACAGUGCUGACAGGUUUCAGUCAGCAGCUGAACUGAACAGGCAAAAACAUCUUGUAUGA